This is a messenger RNA of Centropristis striata (black sea bass), 1969 nucleotides long. It is a transcript of the gene abhd12, whose product is annotated as abhydrolase domain containing 12, lysophospholipase. The record is from RefSeq and is a predicted model, not a curated record. Gene Ontology annotation, cellular component: endoplasmic reticulum membrane. The transcript has 13 exons. Bases 355 to 1527 code for a protein of 390 amino acids. Gene Ontology annotation, biological process: phosphatidylserine catabolic process; monoacylglycerol catabolic process. Gene Ontology annotation, molecular function: phosphatidylcholine lysophospholipase A1 activity; monoacylglycerol lipase activity. Lineage: Eukaryota; Metazoa; Chordata; Actinopteri; Perciformes; Serranidae.
CAUUUUGAUUUGAUUUAAUUUAUAUUAGUUUUUAUUUAAAUUAUUAGUGUAGUGUUUUCUUUACGAGGUGCCCCUGAAGGCACCAUGCUCCACUUCUCAGUUAAACCGGUUUUGUUGUGAAGCUCGUUUCUCCGGCGCUCCCCAGAGGCCGUUGACGCAGCACGGUGCUACCACGUGGUGCCGUCCCUGCUCUGUGAUUGGCUGCGGGGCUCAGCGGGGACUCGGCUCGUCCUCCCCGGCUGUCAGGCUGCUCCGCCCGGCCUCCUCACGGCCCGAUCCCCGCCGACAGGCCGCAUCCCGGCCCGGCUCUCCGGUAAUCCCCGUUAACGGCUGUUUGUCUUAACGUUCCCAGUGAUGAGGAAGCGGAAUAACUCGGAGGACAGCGGGACCACCGGGACUCUGCUGGACAGCGACCCGGACCUGAAGCAGCGAGCCGGCAGGGGAGCAGCGGGGCCCGCAGCGGGCGGCCGGCAGGGCCCGGCAGAGGACCGGAGCAUGGGCAAGCCGUUCCGGAGGCUGGGGCUGCUGGGGAAGCUGAAGAGGAUGCUGCUGUGGCUGCUGCUGGUCUACGUCUCCGUCCCCGUCCUCAUCAAACUCUGUCCGUCCAUCCAGGCCAAACUCGUCUUCCUCAACUUCAUAAGGAUGCCCUACUUCAUCGACCUGAAGAGACCCCUGGACCAGGGAUUGAACCACACACACAACUUCUACCUGGAGCCAGAGAGGGGACAGAGGAUCGGAGUCUGGCACACCGUUCCUGCUCACAUGUGGAGAGAGGCUCAGGGGAAACAAGGUGACUGGUUCCACGCCAAGUUAAGCUCCACCCACUCAGUCAUCCUCUAUCUCCAUGGAAACGCAGGAACCAGAGGAGGAGACCACCGAGUUCAACUGUACAAGGUCCUCAGUUCUUCGGGGUACCAUGUGGUCACGUUUGAUUACCGAGGCUGGGGGGACUCUGACGGCUCUCCCUCUGAGGGGGGGAUGACCUCAGACGCUCUCUUCAUGUACGACUGGCUGAAACAGCAGCUGGACCACAAAACGCCACUUUACAUCUGGGGACACUCUCUGGGGACAGGCGUGGCCACCAACCUGGUCAGACGGCUGUGUGACAGAGGAAGUGGUCCUGACGCUCUGAUCCUCGAGUCUCCGUUCACCAACAUCAGAGAAGAGGCCAGGAGCCACCCCUUCUCCAUGGUGUACAGGUACCUGCCGGGCUUUGAUUGGUUCUUCCUGGACGCCAUCACAGCCAACAACAUCCGCUUCGCCAGCGACGACAAUGUGAAUCACAUCUCGUGUCCCGUGUUGAUUCUCCACGCCGAGGACGACGGCACGGUUCCCUUCCACCUCGGAAAAAAGCUCUACGACGUGGCGUCCCGGUCCAAGAGUCUCAGAGGACAGCGGGUCCACUUCGUCCCCUUCCCGUCCUCUCUGUCCUACAAACACAAGUUCAUCUACCGGAGCCCAGAGCUGCCACACAUCCUCAGUGAUUUCCUCGGCGCGGCUCACCAGCAGACGGAUGACUUGGCCUGAACACACACACGCACACACACACACACACACACACGCACACACACACGCACACACACACACACACACACACGCACUUAUUUAACGACACAGCGUUUGUUUUCUGAUUGGACUGAAUUUCUGGCAUGAAGUGAUCAAACAGUCAUUCCCUGUCCGUCCUCCGGGCGGCGCUCCGAGGACAGCGGCGCUCCGAGGACGGCGGCGCUCCGAGGACGGCGGCGCUCCGAGGACAGCGGCGCUCCGAGGACGGCGGCGCUCCGAGGACAGCGGCGCUCCGAGGAUGAACACACCUUUUACCUUUUUAAUCAUUUUGAUUUUGUGUGGUUUUAAGCUGCUCUUUGGGUCCAUCUAAUCAUGUCUGACUCUUUACGGUUUAUUUUAAAAUGUCUUCUCAGUUUGAAGUCCUGUUAUGACUUGAAUUAUGAAUUAAAUAUUUCUUGUUUUA